Messenger RNA from Leptosia nina, 4083 nucleotides. Lineage: Eukaryota; Metazoa; Arthropoda; Insecta; Lepidoptera; Pieridae. The record is from the annotation of a GenBank genome assembly.
AUGACGACUAUUGAGAACUUUACAUGUGUUUUCUGCAGCGAAACUUUUCAUGAUAAAGAAUUACUUCAAGAACAUUUUAGAAAACAUGGUGAUAAGGACUUUGAUAAAAAUGCAAGAAGUAAGAUCAAAACUCAAUAUGAAGUGUCUACUUCAACGGAGAAAAGUGAGGACAGUGAACUUGUUGGUUGUGAUGUGUGUGAAGAAAUGUUUCCUACUAUAUCCAAAGCGAUAACACAUAAACAUAAAGUGCAUCCGGACCAUGAUGCUAAAUAUUUCUGCCCAUGGUGUGGCAAACUUUUUACUAUGAAGCAUUUAUACAAUAAACAUAUCCAGAGCACCCACAAAGACGAAGGGAAUACUGACAUAAAAGGUUUUCACUGUGACUGUUGUGGUAUUGAUUUCUAUAAUCCAUCUGCCAUGUUGCACCACAACAAAUUUUUUCAUAGACAAGAUAUUGAUGACCAUUCAUUGGGAUCAUCUAAGAAGGUUAAAUUAUAUAACCAGGAGAUGGUAGUGAUUCUAUACUGUCCAUUUUGUGGCGAAGAGUACAAUAAUAAGGUUAAUUUACAUAAACAUAUGGAAGAUGAUCAUAGUGAUGAAAAUCAAUCUCCGGAGGAUGUACUCCGCUGUCCAUUGUGUGAAGCAUAUUUCUACCACUUAGAUGCAUAUGAGUUACAUCUCACUUUUCAUUCAACUGACGAUGUUUACAAUGAACCCAAUGAAAUGAUCAGUGAAAUAACUGAAUUUUCCUUAGAUGCUGUUCCUCCCCUUAUGGAGAAAAUCCAAGAAGCUAACUACAACUCUAUCGACAGUUUCCUUGAAGUAGUUCAAAAUGAACCAACAGAAUAUGAGAAUAAGGUUAAACAAAAGAAACACAAAAAGCAUAAGAAAUCUAAGAAAGAAACUAUUACAUUGGACGAAUUUUUAAAUAUGAAUAAAGAUGUUUUUGGGGAUGGUUUAAAUGUACAAGGUAUUGAAGAAGUUCCUACUCAAAUGGUGUUACAGAGAAAGUUUAAAGGUAAAAAAUCGGACGGCCAGUCAGCUGGUGAUGCAAAAACGGUGAAGCAAGAUCUAGCCAAACUAAAGAAGCAAGGCAUUAUAGUAAAGGCUAAAUCUAGCCAAGACUUGCCUAAAUUUAAAGUUCUUAAGAAUAUCCCUGAAGUAAAUAACAAGAUACAGGAAGUAUGUAAAGAUCCUAAUGAUGUUAUAUCAAAAUUAAUGAGCCAGGGAAAUAGUCAAAUCAAAAUAGUCAGAAAAUUGGUAAAGAAAACAGAUGAAAACAAGUCAGAGAGCUAUCAGUCCAAUAAAAUAGAUUCUUCCUCUGAUUAUGAUACAAAUAACACAGCAGAUGUAGAAGAUAAUACAUAUUUGGAAAAUAAUAAUCAAGAAGCUGAUGAAAACACAAUUCCUGCAGGAGUUACAGAAGAUAAGGAUAAUGCAUCAGAGAAUGAUAAAAAUAUCAACAAAUUUGCGGAUAUUGAUGAUGAAAAAGAGAGUAAAAUAAAUAUAACCCAGGAAGAUUCCUCUACCUUAAAAACAAUUCAUAACCUUGGUGAAGCAAUAACUAUCAAAUCCCUAUCACAAAUUAACUGCAAUAAAAAUGAUAACACAGAAACAGAGUCUCCUUUAAAUACCGAAAAUAUUGAAAACGAAGUAAUGAAUCACGAUACCUUUGAGGAAAAUGAACCAUCGAUUUCUUCGGAAAAUCAAACAGACGGCAACACAUCGCAGCUUUCAAGCCUAAAUGAAGAAAUAGUUGUAGAUCCCAUCGCAAAAAAUAAUGCAGAAUCUCCUUUGUUUCAAAGAAUAGAAAGUGAAAAUAAAGACAUUAUUAAAACACCGAGCGACGUGCCUCUACAAACGUUAAAAGGGGUAAGUGAGCAUGUAACUGUUAAAAAAGUUGCCAACUCAACUUGUUCUUCACCUUCACAUUCAAGUGAAGAAGUACAUAAUGAAGAAUUUGAUGAUGAAAAUAAUAUGGCACAGAAUUCUCCAUGUGAUGAAAGUGCUACUUCUAACAAUGAAGAAACACAAAAAGAUGUUACAAAUAGUAAUACCUCUGCUUCUAAAGCAUGCCAUGCGGAUCUUUUAAAACGAUUAACUAGUGUUACUGCAAAACCUAUCUCUAUAAAAAAUUCACAGUCUCCAAAUACGGGAAAUAUAGAGAAAGAUGUUCAGACUGAUAUUAGAAAAGAAUUAGAAGAUCCAAAACCCAUAAAUUCAUCAUUGCAGAGUAAUACAGAUAUUUUAAAAAGAUUAAAACAUGUUACUGCAAAACCCGUAUCAUCUAAACCAAUAAACAAACCAGUUGCUCACAUACCUAAAAGAGAACCCAUUAAGAGUGUGAUAGAAAAUGAAGUAGAGGUCUUUCACAUUGACGAUUCUGACAGUGACGCUGAUGGCGAUACCGCUAAAAAUCAUGAACACAAGGUUACACAACCAUUGCAGAAGGUAAAAAAAUUGCCAACGAAAAAACCUACAACUCCACCACCGCUACGUAGUUUGAAUAAAAAUAUCACAGUAAAAUCAAUGAGUCAUACAAGUUCUAACUACACCGAGGUACAAUCAAACAAUGGCCAGACUGAAAUCAAGAAAUCGUCCGUUAAUCGUUCAUUCCAAUCCAAAAAUGUCAGCAUAACACAAAGUAACAGACUAUUGGAGGAGCAAAAAAAUCUUCAAAAGACUAUUAGCCAUCUCCGACGUCAUGUAAGUAUAAAACCAAAAAAUACGCCAACUGUUAGUCAUGAACCAUCACACGAUGAUCACGAUGUUGAUAAUAUUGAACAAGGAUUUGAAGACGAAGAAUAUGACUCGGAUCCUGGUGAAAAAGUGAAGAUAACGGAACUUGAAGACAAUAAAAGCGAUAAUGACCAUCAAGCGAGUGAUGAGCCCAAUAUAAGAGUUGAAUCGCCUCAGUCUCCCCACAGUUCGAACAAAGAUAUGGAUGAAAAUAAUUUCGAUGAUGACUUUGACGAUAUUGAGGCACAGAUAAAAGCGAACCCCAUAAAAACCAAUCAGAACCCCCCUCCCCCUGUACAAAAUCCUACUUUAAGUAAAUUAAGCAAAGAAUUAACAAUAAAACCGGUGAGACACAACUUUGCCGCCGAUAGUGAAACCAAACCGACGGAACGUACUUCUGACGCUCCUAAAAAUAUAAAAGCAGUACCAUUGCGACCUCUCAAUCAAAGACCACAAGUGAAUAAAAACGUAAUGCAGUCUAGCCAAAAAGCCUCAACAUCUAACCAAGUCAACACUGUAAAGACAGUCAAAACUUAUCAAUCUCAAACAGUAAUUGAAGAAGUGACAACAACAGUCACGAAAACUAUUAGAACUGUUAACACACAAGUAAAUAAUCCUAGUCAAACGAUAUCAAGGCCUACAAGACCUCAAAAGGUUAUAACUAAGCCACCAAAUGUUGUAAAUUCUACGCGACAGGCACCUCUAGUGGUCGGUGCAAAGAUUAGAAAUUAUUCACCAGUCAGACCAGUUAGACCUUCCAACACAUUAGUCCCUAUGCGACCUCGAUUAAAUUCACCGCAAAUGCCGUCUCCUGCUAUAAGGAAACCGGGCCCAGUUCCAAACCGGCCCCGGUUGACCCCCACUAGACCAAUGCGUCUGGCUACACCCACUGCUGCAACAGUAAAGCGACCUUCCGAAGAGACGGGUCAUUUUAGUUGCUUCAAAAAACCAAAGGAAUCACUAAUCCCCGUUCAAGAUAUUCCUAGCAUGACAAACAACGAAGAACAAUAUUCCAGUUCACAAAGUAAAAGCACGUUUUCAAAUGUCAUCAAGAUUGUGAAAGGGAAUGCUGCGAGUACAUCACAAGUGAAGACCGAGACUAUGAGGUCACAAGAAAAAUUUGCCAAAUUAAGUGGGGUUUCCGGCUUGAAAAUUGUGAAAAGUAGUACAAAAGAAGCGACGCAGGUUGAGAAGUGUGAAACGAGCAGUCCUGUUAAUAAUACAAUGGCAGCGUUGGAAAAAUUGCAACGGCAAGGCUUGCUUAUUAAGAAACCCAGAUUGGAUCUUACUGAGAAUGAAAAUUCACAUAACAGUGGGGAGGAAAACUCAGAUAAUGAUUAUUGA